Scomber japonicus (chub mackerel) is the source of this 1059-nucleotide messenger RNA. RefSeq names its product 12-(S)-hydroxy-5,8,10,14-eicosatetraenoic acid receptor-like. The record is from RefSeq and is a predicted model, not a curated record. Bases 1 to 1059 code for a protein of 352 amino acids. The transcript has 4 exons. NCBI's taxonomy places the organism in Eukaryota, Metazoa, Chordata, Actinopteri, Scombriformes, Scombridae. Gene Ontology annotation, molecular function: G protein-coupled receptor activity. Gene Ontology annotation, biological process: G protein-coupled receptor signaling pathway. Gene Ontology annotation, cellular component: membrane.
AUGUCUACGAAUUCAACGGUUGACCACUGCGAAACACCUAACUUUGACACGUAUAAAGCCCUGUCCUGGCUGAUGAUUGGGGAGUUCGUGCUGGGUCUGCCUCUCAACCUGUCCGUCCUCUACAUCUUCAUCUUCAGAGAGAUAUCUGACAUGCAGCUUUUUGUCAAUAACUUCCUCUUUAGGUUCAAAUUCUGGAAGAACAAAAGCAUCUUCCUCUUCAAUAUUGUGGUUGCCGAUUUCCUGCUGGUGGUGUGUCUUCCCGCCAAGGCCUACCACUACCAGCAUGGCCAGAGACGCAGCUCCAACAGCGUCGUGUGUAAGACCCUACUCUUCAUGCUGUUCCUCAACAGAGGGGCCAGCAUCGGCUUCCUCAUCACGCUGUCCCUCGACCGCUACUUCAACGUGGUCCAUCUCGGGAGGAGGAACUUCGUCAAAGUGCUGAAGAAGACUCCUCAGAUCUCCAUCGUGAUCUGGCUCCUCCUGCUACCCCUCACCAUCCCCACCAUGGUGAAGACCUUCGAGUGCUGCAACAGUCACGGCCGAGAGGUGGAGACGUAUUUCCACGAUGUGACGGACACAUUCAGAGAGGUCGUCUUCUUCACCCAGAUCAUCAUCCCCUUCAUCAUCCUCGUCUACUGCACGGUGCGCAUCGUCAACCGCCUGAGAAAGAAGACCGUUGGGGAGAAGACUAAACUGAGGCGAGCCGUCUACGUGGUCAUGUCCGUGGUGGUGGUCUUCUCCAUCUGCUUCCUGCCUUGCACGAUAGCCCGAGCGGUGCUGCUCUACUUCAGGCUGCAAAAAAUGCAGGCGGAGGAGGACGUGGCGGUCCAGGUCUACGACGCCCUCAUGGUUCUGUCUUACGCGGACUGCCUGCUGGACCCGCUCGUGUACUGCUUCUGUAACUCGGGGUUUAAAGACGCUUAUAUAACCGCCUUCUGUCCUGGGCCUCUGCAGGUGAAGCUGCUCAAUGCCAACUUCGGAUUGGGAAGUGGAGCGACAACCAUAACGACAAAUUCUGCAGCAAAAACAGUCACUUCGCCAAUAAUGGAGAAAUCGUGA